Messenger RNA from Salvia miltiorrhiza (redroot sage), 1648 nucleotides. Its product is annotated as cold-responsive protein kinase 1-like. The coding region runs from base 252 to 1412 and encodes 386 amino acids. Gene Ontology annotation, molecular function: protein kinase activity; ATP binding. Lineage: Eukaryota; Viridiplantae; Streptophyta; Magnoliopsida; Lamiales; Lamiaceae. The record is from RefSeq and is a predicted model, not a curated record. The transcript is spliced from 8 exons. Gene Ontology annotation, biological process: protein phosphorylation.
AAGAAAAUGAGAAAUUUGUGUCCCAUUGUUGGAUUUGUGUUGUUUUGAUGGUGCACCGAAACAGUCAGAAGUCUUUGGCGCGUUUCCAAAUUCUGUUGUGUGUCAACAGAUUCUUCCAACUCUUUCUCCCAAAUCCGUAGUUUCAAUCCCUACUAGUCCGAGUUUUCCAUCGAUGGGAAUUCGUGAAAGGUUUCUUAUUGGUCCUAUAACAUAAUGAUUGCAGUUUUAAUGGACAUAUAGAGAUUGUUGGGAUGAGUUGCUUCACCGUUUGCUUUUGGCACAAAACACCUUCCCCAUCCAAACGAACCACAGAUAUUAACGAAGAAAUUUUUUCAAGUGUUCAGGAUGCUAAGCUAUACAGUUACAAAGAACUACAAAUAGCUACUCAAAAUUUCAAUGCGUCGAACAAGAUUGGUGAAGGCGGCUUUGGUUCGGUCUACAAGGGAAGGCUAAAAGAUGACACAUUAGUAGCAAUAAAGGUUCUCUCUGCCCAGUCGGAGCAAGGCGUGAAGGAAUUCCUAAACGAGAUAGUGACCAUAUCAGGAGUCGAACAUGAGAACCUCGUCAAGUUGUGCGGUUGCUGCACGGAAGGGGACCAGAGAAUCUUGGUGUACGGCUAUCUUGAAAAUAACAGCCUUGCUCGAACUCUUCUAGGAGGACGCCUCAGUAGUGUUCAGUUCACGUGGAAAAUACGCUCUCAGAUCUGCAUAGGGGUGGCACGAGGCCUCGCCUUCCUCCACGAAGAAGUCCGGCCUCAUAUCAUCCACAGAGAUAUUAAAGCGAGCAAUGUACUCCUCGACAAAGAUUUCACGGCAAAGAUUUCGGAUUUCGGUCUUGCAAAGCUUUUCCCAACCUCCGCAACUCAUGUCAGCACACGCAUUGCUGGGACACACGGUUAUUUAGCCCCUGAAUAUGCGAUUCGGGGAAAGCUGACACGGAAAGCCGAUGUGUACAGCUUCGGCAUUCUCCUAAUGGAAAUCGUCAGCGGAAGAAGCCACAGAGACAAGAGAUUACCAGCUGAAGCACAAAAUAUCCUUCAAAUGGCGUGGAAUCUAUACGAGAAGGGUGCACUGUUCCAGCUGGCCGAUGCAUCGCUCGAGGGGGACUCCAACAUCGACGAGGCUUGCAAAUACCUCAAGAUCGGGCUUCUAUGCACCCAAGUUAUGCCCAAAACGCGCCCUGCCAUGUCUGUCGUCGUGAAAAUGCUGGAAGGUGAGAUAGAUGUGGAUGAGGAGAAGCUCACGAAGCCGGGGCUAGUGACGGAGCUGGAUCUGACGAGCUCGAGCUACGAACCACGCGGAUCAUCAAUAGGCUCGGGAACACAAGAUAACUCUUAUCCGUUUGAAACCACAAACACAAACGUGUCACAUGGUACCAUGACUUUCGGUUCAAUCUAUGACCGGAGUAAUUGAGUUGAGUUGAGUCGAGUCGAAUCGAGCCGAGUAGAGACAACAACUUGAUUGUUUUUCAUCCAUCUCUUUCUUCUUAGAGAGCUCGAUCUUUGAUUGAUGUUAGGAUACAUACAUGUUCAUAUAUAUAUAUUGAUUGAUGUGUAGCAAUUUUUGUUGGAGUUAUUUGUUAAAAUCUUUGUAUUUCAGUGAUGAUAAUUUUUUUUGCCUUCUUGAAAUGUCACUUUUAAAUUAACAAA